UUUUGUUUUGUAUAAUGACAGGACAUCAUUCUGACUAGUUAGAAUCUAAAGAUUUUUGUAAGCAAUAUGGGAUGUUUUAAGGUGCUGAAGAGUAAGAAGAAGAAAUCUGAGCAGUCCAUGCAUAAUAGACGUGACAAACCUCAGCAACAUUCACCAACUAUGUUGCCUGAACCUCAAACCAGUACACGUUCUUUGCAAUCAGCACCUCCAAGUUUUAGAACUAGGGUCGAACCUGUUCCGUCAAAAAAUGGGGUAAGCAGUAGCAGGAUACGAGCAUUAUCUGCCCCAUCAAGUCUUCGUGCGGCAGAACAAGAUGCAUUAUUGUCCACUGAAUGUGAGGAACAGGAAGAGCCUGAAACUCGUGUUGGCUCAAUGAAGGAAUAUCGUUCAUCAAGCCCUCAACCGCUUCCUCUUCCAUCACCAGGGAAUACUGCUAUUCUGAAGACUGCGAGUAGCUUUAAAAUAGUGAACACUAGUGGCCCCCUUAAUGCGUCUGGACCACUUCCUCUGCCUCCUAUGUUGCCUGCUACAUUGCCUAAUAGAUACAACCAUUUUAGAAUUAGUCUCUCAUUUGUUUAUCCUUUGCAGAGUGUGAAGGAAUUUGUGAACGAGGUGAAUACUCUAGCAUCCUUGCAACAUCCCUUCCUCUGUAAACUGCUAGGUUUUCAUGCACGUGAGGGAUCAGACCGCAGAAUGUUGGUGUAUGAGAGGCUAUCUCAUGGAAGCUUAGACAGGGUUUUAUAUGGAAGAUCAAAUGGGCCAGCAAUUGACUGGAAUAGCAGAAUGAAAGUUGCUUUAUGUGCUGCUCAAGGUCUUACAUUCCUGCAUGAAGAAGGACCUUUCCAAGCAAUGUUCCAUGAAUUUUCGACUGCCAAUAUACAGAUCGACAAGGAUUUUAGUGCCAAGCUUUCUGGAUAUGGUUGCAUUAGCCACAUACCAGAGACUGAUAUAUCCAACACUUCAGUUGCUCUAGGAAAUCUUUCAGUGGAGACCCUGGAGAGAGGGUUGCUAACACCUAAAAGCAAUGUAUGGAGUUUUGGGAUCGUGCUUCUUGAACUUCUCACAGGCAGGAAAAAUCUUGACAGUUUACAUCCCAAGGAAGAGAGAAAUUUAGUCAAAUGGAGUCGGCCUUUCCUUGCCGAUGACUCGAGACUGUCCUUGAUUAUGGAUCCGCAGCUAAAGGGUCGUUUCCCAGCCAAGGCAACUCGGAUGGUGGCGGACAUUGCUCAACAAUGUCUUCAAAUGGAUCCAUCGGAGAGGCCCACCAUGAGAAACGUUGUAAAGCAUCUGAAAGUCAUACAAGACGUCAAGUAUACGUCUCUAUUUCCGCUGCAAGAGCCAGGAGCAGUUAGUGGAAAACCUAUGUUACGAUCUCCCAGCCUGAACGGGAUCAUUACUCCAGUUCCCAGGUCAAGUUUCUCUCCGUCACCUCCAACAAACAAACCUUCUAUUUCUCCAAUAAGUCUGCCUUCACCGCCAUUAACUCUUCCUCCCCGAACAUGUUCUUCUACCCUCUCCUUGGAGAAAAUAGAUCGACAGGAAAGCCGGAGAUCAUCAUCAUCAACUGUUAGAAGAUCUGGUGUUGAAGGAUUUUGAUUGUCAAUAGAGAGCAUUUUUUAUUUUUUAUUUUUCCUUCUGGACAGGUGAUUUUGCAUGAAAUAGAAGAUAAAUUAUCUGGUUCACAAUUGUUAGGAAGGUCUGGGGGAGUGAUGUUCUGUAAAUAAGUUUGUUUAUGGACCAGUCUGAAAUGCUGCUGGGAAGCCUUUCUUCUUACUCCUUUCCCAUCUCACCGUGUACACAAUGCUUCUGUCCUAUGUCUAGUGUUAUUACAUUUAAUAAAGGUCAUUGAAUGACCAUUUCUGUAAGGCCAUUCAGAUUUCAAGAAAAUCUGCUUUCAGGUCACAUUAAGUAGUUUAGUAGCUGGUCAUUUUCCUUCUGGCUUUCUUAAAUUCUGUGCGUCAAGGCAUGCUUUUGAUGCACACUAUAGGAUUAGGACUCGAUAUAGGUUCUUAUCUUUCUUAAUUCUAUUGAAUGUUAUUCAGUUCACUUUACUAAACUUGUUUCCAUUCGUUGUGUA
Messenger RNA from Olea europaea var. sylvestris, 2077 nucleotides. Its product is annotated as probable serine/threonine-protein kinase PBL15. The record is from RefSeq and is a predicted model, not a curated record. Lineage: Eukaryota; Viridiplantae; Streptophyta; Magnoliopsida; Lamiales; Oleaceae. The coding region runs from base 67 to 1596 and encodes 509 amino acids. Gene Ontology annotation, molecular function: protein kinase activity; ATP binding. Gene Ontology annotation, biological process: protein phosphorylation. The transcript is spliced from 4 exons.